Molecule: messenger RNA, 1218 nt
Organism: Triticum turgidum subsp. durum (durum wheat)
Lineage: Eukaryota; Viridiplantae; Streptophyta; Magnoliopsida; Poales; Poaceae
Source: the annotation of a GenBank genome assembly
AUGAGUAUCUCAGUGAACGGGCAGUCGGUGGUGCCGCCGGGGUUCCGGUUCCACCCGACAGAGGAGGAGCUGCUCACCUACUACCUCGCCAAGAAGGUGGCCUCCCAGCGCAUCGACCUCGACGUCAUCCCCGACGUCGACCUCAACAAGCUCGAGCCAUGGGACAUCCAAGAGCGGUGCAGGAUCGGCACUGGCCCGCAGAACGACUGGUACUUGUUCAGCCACAAGGACAAGAAGUACCCCACGGGGACGCGCACCAACCGCGCCACCGCUGCCGGGUUCUGGAAGGCCACCGGCCGGGACAAGGCCAUCUACUCCGCCGCCGGCUCCGGCCUAAUCGGCAUGCGCAAGACGCUCGUCUUCUACAAGGGCCGCGCCCCGCACGGCCACAAGUCCGACUGGAUCAUGCACGAGUACCGCCUCGACGACGCCGCCGCAACCCCGGGCAACAACCCAGCCAACCCAGCCGCCGGCAACGCCAACUACUACUCCGUCUCCUCAUCCCCGAUGCGCGGCGUGGCCGGGGACCAGUCGUCGGCGCAGGAGGACGGGUGGGUCAUCUGCAGGGUGUUCAAGAAGAAGAACAUCGUCGUGCAGCAGCAAGCUGGUCAGAACGGCGGCGGUGCCGCGGCGUCCAACAAGCUGGUCGUCGCUGGUGCCAUGGAGCGCAACCGGAGCAACUGCUCGCCGAUGGUGACCACCGCUAGCGACCACGCCAAGGUGACCCAGAUGCAGCAGCAUCACGACGCGCUCGACCACAUCCUCAACCAGUACAUGCAUGGCCGCUCGUCCAUGACGGCGUGCAAGCAGGAGACCAAGCCCACCAACCCAUCAUCGCCAGCGCUGGACCAACUAAUCAACAGCGCGUGCCAUAACGGCAACAGCACCCUAUACGAAAAGUUCAUGAAGCUCCCGCCGCUCGAGCACGUCGUCCCCGGCGGCCUCCUGCCGCCGCCGACCGAGUACGGCUGCGACUGGUACACUCUCGACCGGCUCGCGGCCUACGAGCUCAACGGCCUCUCCGACCCUGCGUCGGCCAAGACGAUGAAGGACAUGUCCAUCGUGGACGAGCUUGGUAGCACCACGGCUUACUCUGGCGGCGACACGCUACAGGCUUCCUCUGGCACGGGUGACGGCGACCUGUGGAGCCUGGCGCGGUCGGCGUCAUCACUACACGCCGACUUGACGAUAACAUGUUUUAACGCCGUCGGAUGCUGA